AUGUCUACCCAACGUCUUUGGUUGCGCUGCGAAAAGAAGGAGUUCGAGCGCCGGACGGCCAUCACCCCCACCACCGCCAAAAAGCUGAUCGAUGCCGGAUUCGAGAUUUCUGUUGAGCGGGACUCGCAGAGGAUCUUCAAGGACGAGGAGUACGAGGCCGCCGGCUGUACGCUUGUUGAGCACAAUUCCUGGCCGAGCGCGCCGGUGGACGUGCCUAUCAUUGGCCUCAAGGAGCUCCCGGUCUCGGAGGACCCGCUCCCGCACACGCACAUCCAGUUCGCGCAUUGCUACAAGCAGCAGGGCGGCUGGUCCAAGGUCCUCGCGCGCUUCCACAAGGGCCACGGCACGCUCUACGACCUCGAGUUCCUCACCGACGACCAGGGCCGGCGCGUCGCCGCGUUCGGCUACCACGCUGGCUUUGCGGGCUCCGCCGCGGGCGCGCUCGCGCUCGCGGCCGAGCGCGCCGGGAAGCCUCUGGGCCAGCUCGAGCCGUUCGAGAACGAAGACGCGAUGGUCGAGGGCGUCCGGCAGGCGCUUGGUGGGAGCGCGAAGGGCCUGAAGGUGAUCGUCAUCGGCGCGCUUGGUCGGUGUGGGCGCGGCGCGGUCGACCUGUUCCGUAAGGUCGGCGUGGAGGAGGACGACAUCAUGAAGUGGGACAUGGCUGAGACGGCCAAGGGCGGGCCUUUCCCCGAGAUCCUUGAGGCGGACAUAUUCGUGAACUGCAUCUACCUGGCGACACCCAUCCCGCCGUUCAUGACGCAUGAGCAAGUCAAGGUGGCGGGCAAGGAGCGGCGAUUGCGCGUCGUCGUCGACGUCAGUUGCGACACGACGAACCCUCACAACCCGAUCCCCAUUUACUCUGUGAACACGACCUUCGCGAAGCCUACGGUGCCGGUCGAAGUUGGGUGCGGCAACCCACCGCUGGCGAUGGUGUCCAUCGACCAUCUGCCGACGCUGCUUCCGCGCGAGGCGUCAGAACAGUUCAGCACGAACCUGCUGCCGUCGCUGCUGGAGCUGCCGCAGCGCGAGAGUGCACGAGUGUGGGUGGAGGCGGAGAAGCUGUUCAAGACGAAGCUUUCGGAGGCCGUUGCCGUUGAGGGGCUGUGA
Molecule: messenger RNA, 1107 nt
Organism: Epithele typhae
Lineage: Eukaryota; Fungi; Basidiomycota; Agaricomycetes; Polyporales; Epitheliaceae
Product: saccharopine dehydrogenase
Exons: 4
Coding region: 1-1107 (368 amino acids)
Cellular component (GO): cytoplasm
Molecular function (GO): saccharopine dehydrogenase (NAD+, L-lysine-forming) activity
Source: RefSeq, a predicted model, not a curated record